Messenger RNA from Dendroctonus ponderosae (mountain pine beetle), 1227 nucleotides. RefSeq lists its product as uncharacterized. The transcript has 6 exons. The coding region runs from base 135 to 881 and encodes 248 amino acids. NCBI's taxonomy places the organism in Eukaryota, Metazoa, Arthropoda, Insecta, Coleoptera, Curculionidae. The record is from RefSeq and is a predicted model, not a curated record.
UUGUCCCAUCCGGAAAUGCAGUAUUUAUGGGUCAGUUAUUCGGAAAAUCGGAAAUUAGAAAUUAGCACGUACAUUCCAUAUAAAAAUGCAUAAAAGCUUUGGAUGAUUUGUGCUUUGAAAAUUGCCGAUCGAAGAUGGAGUUCCUUAAAAUCCUUAAAAGUGUUCUUGUGCUGUGUCUUGUGGGAUUUCAAUCGGGAUUUGGAACGGAAUUGCCUUCGUUUCUUCAUGUUUGCAAAAGAACCGACCCCAACUUGAAAAAUUGCAUGAUAGCUUCCGUUGAAGAUCUUCGGCCGUAUCUCAUUACAGGGGUUCCUGAAUAUAACAUUCCCAGUUUGGAGCCGCUGAUAAUGACUGAUUUCUUUGCUGAUGAAGCAGCAGGAAUGAAAAUUAUUGUUUCCAAUGUGAGCGCUUGGGGUUGUACGGAUUUCUUCGUUCGUGGACUUGAGGUAAAUUUGGAUACGCUUCAAUUUAUCGUGGACGUGGACAUUCCAAAGCUACGAAUAGAAGCCCACUAUCAUGUGGAUGGGAAACUAUUGAUGGUCGUGGUUCGUGGGGAUGGAAACAUGGAAACUAACGUUACUGAGGUUAGUGCCAGAGCGGUUUUCCAAGGAAAAUUGAACGAAAGGGGUGGCAAGGAAUACAUGACCUACAAUGAUGUUAAAUUGAAAGUCCAUGUUGGCGGAGGCUCGGUGAAGUUGGAGAAUUUAUUCAAUGGAGACAAGGUUUUGCUAAGCAUGAUCAACGAUGUGGUGAACAGGAAUCUGGACAUCUUCCUUAAGGAACUGAUGCCCGUCAUAGAAAAAGCCUUAUCUUCAGUUUUUAUGGAAGCUGGAAACGCCAUUGUGAAUUCAUAUCCUUACGACGAACUUUUUCCGCAAUAAUAAUCAAAACUUGUAGUUUUUUUUAGGAAAUUUCGAUUUUAGACUCACUAUCGCUGUGAUUUUGAGCAAAAUCUUGGCUGCAAAAAUGUAGACUCGAAUGCACUGAUCUCUGAUGAAGAGUGAUUGUAAUAACGACACUGUUUAUUUAAAUGACCUUUUCAAACUGUUUAUGUUCAUCUAAGUUAAUUGAUUAAGCUUUUUGGGAGGAAGGAUAGAUAAUUAAGAAAAACCCAUAAAAAUAUAAUGCAUAUGAACGAGAUAUUGUGUAAACUUAUCAAUUAAAUUGUGUAAUAUGACAUAUGUGAUAAUUUUCACCAUUACCUAAGGCAAUAAACAGUAAAUUUUA